GCAGGCGCGGCCUGGCGGCUGGUGAAGCCGCAGCAUCCCUGGCGCGGGCGUGUCCCAGCGGCUCUCUUCGUCCUCCUCCUCCUCGCCGUCCUUCUCGUCCCCAUCCUCCCGGGCGGCCGGUGCGAUGGCAAAGCCGCUGACGGACGGCGAGAGGCGGAAGCAGAUCAGCGUGCGCGGGCUGGCGGGGCUGGGCGACGUGGCAGAGGUGCGGAAGAGCUUCAACCGGCACCUGCAUUUCACGCUCGUCAAGGACCGCAAUGUCGCCACGCGCCGCGACUACUACCUGGCACUGGCGCACACCGUGCGGGACCACCUGGUGGGCCGCUGGAUCCGCACGCAGCAGCGCUACUACGAGCGCGACCCCAAGCGCAUCUACUAUCUGUCCCUGGAAUUCUACAUGGGCCGCACCCUACAGAACACGAUGGUGAACCUGGGCCUCCAGAAUGCCUGCGAUGAAGCCAUCUAUCAGUUGGGACUGGAUUUGGAAGAACUGGAGGAAAUAGAAGAGGAUGCUGGCCUGGGGAAUGGAGGCUUGGGGAGGCUGGCAGCCUGCUUCCUUGACUCGAUGGCCACCCUGGGCCUGGCGGCGUACGGCUAUGGGAUCCGCUAUGAGUUUGGGAUUUUCAACCAGAAGAUUGUCAAUGGCUGGCAGGUGGAGGAGGCCGAUGACUGGCUGCGCUACGGGAACCCCUGGGAGAAGGCGCGGCCGGAGUACAUGCUGCCCGUGCACUUCUACGGGCGCGUGGAGCACAGCCCCGAAGGCGUGCGCUGGCUGGACACGCAGGUGGUGCUGGCCAUGCCGUAUGACACCCCGGUGCCAGGCUACAAGAAUGACACCGUCAACACCAUGAGGCUGUGGUCUGCCAAGGCGCCCAACGACUUCAAGCUCCAUGACUUCAACGUGGGCGGCUACAUCGAGGCGGUCCUGGACCGGAACCUGGCCGAGAACAUCUCCAGAGUCCUGUAUCCCAACGACAACUUCUUUGAAGGGAAGGAGCUGCGGCUGAAGCAGGAGUACUUUGUGGUGGCCGCCACCCUGCAGGACAUCAUACGGCGCUUCAAGUCGUCCAAGUUCGGCUGCCGCGACCCUGUGAGGACCUCCUUCGAGACGUUCCCAGACAAGGUGGCCAUCCAGCUGAACGACACCCACCCGGCCCUCGCCAUCCCCGAGCUCAUGCGGAUCUUGGUGGACGUGGAGAAGGUGGACUGGGACAAGGCCUGGGAAAUCACAAAGAAGACUUGUGCGUACACCAACCACACGGUGCUGCCUGAGGCCUUGGAGCGCUGGCCGGUGUCCAUGUUUGAGAAGCUGCUGCCGCGGCACCUGGACAUCAUCUACGCCAUCAAUCAGAGGCACCUGGACCAUGUGGCCGCCCUGUUCCCUGGGGACGUGGACCGCCUGCGGAGGAUGUCGGUGAUUGAGGAAGGGGACUGCAAGCGGAUCAACAUGGCGCACCUGUGUGUCAUCGGGUCCCACGCCGUCAACGGCGUGGCAAGGAUCCACUCGGAGAUUGUGAGGCAGUCAGUUUUUAAGGACUUUUACGAGCUGGAGCCGGAGAAGUUCCAGAAUAAGACGAACGGCAUCACGCCCCGCCGCUGGCUGCUCCUGUGUAACCCGGGGCUGGCAGAGACCAUCGUGGAGAGGAUCGGGGAGGGUUUCCUGACAGACCUGAGCCAACUGAAGAAGCUGUUGCCGCUGGUCGGGGACGAGGCACUCAUCAGGGACGUGGCCCAGGUCAAGCAGGAAAACAAGGUCAAGUUCUCCGCCUUUCUGGAGAAGCAGUACGGGGUGAAGGUCAACCCCUCAUCCAUGUUCGACGUGCACGUGAAGCGGAUCCAUGAGUACAAACGGCAGCUGCUCAACUGCCUGCACGUGGUCACCUUGUACAACCGAAUAAAGAAGGACCCGGCCCAGGCCUUUGUGCCCAGGACUGUCAUGAUUGGGGGCAAGGCAGCGCCCGGCUACCACAUGGCUAAGAAGAUCAUCAAGCUGGUCACAUCCAUUGGUGACAUCGUCAACCAUGAUCCGAUUGUGGGCGACAGGCUCAAAGUGAUCUUCCUGGAAAACUACCGGGUGUCCUUGGCCGAGAAAGUCAUCCCCGCCGCCGACCUGUCUCAGCAAAUCUCCACCGCGGGCACUGAAGCCUCAGGCACGGGCAACAUGAAGUUCAUGCUCAACGGGGCCCUCACCAUCGGCACCAUGGACGGGGCUAACGUGGAGAUGGCCGAGGAGGCCGGGGCCGAGAACCUCUUCAUCUUUGGCCUGCGGGUGGAGGACGUGGAGGCCCUGGACCAGAAAGGGUACAACGCCCGCGAGUACUACGACCGCCUGCCCGAGCUGCGGCAGGCCGUGGACCAGAUCAACAGCGGCUUCUUCUCCCCCAGGGAGCCCGACUGCUUUAAGGACGUUGUCGACAUGCUGCUGAACCAUGACAGGUUCAAGGUGUUUGCGGAUUAUGAAGCGUACGUGGCGUGCCAGGCCCGGGUGGACCAGCUGUACCGGAACCCCAAGGAGUGGACCAAGAAGGUCAUCAGGAACAUUGCCUGCUCGGGCAAGUUUUCCAGUGACCGGACCAUCACAGAGUACGCCCGCGACAUCUGGGGCGCGGAGCCGCCUGCCUUGCAGGCCCCACCGCCCAGCCUCCCCAGGGACUAGGCCCCAGCCUCGGGACCAGCUUUCAUCCCCUUGCUGACUCUGCCCGUUGUCUCCAAGCAUUUUGCUAGCGCCCUGCUUCUUUCAGUGCCACUUCCAGGAGGGUUGGGGGAAUCGUGGUGGUGGCUUUGAGGGGCUGGGGUGUGGAGAUGCCCCCUCAUUGCCUGCCGGAGAGCAGGUCCCAAGCACUGACAGGGCUCGCCCCCCACACACCCCCACCCCCCAGGAUGCCCACUCAGCUUCCCCACAGCCCUGUACAGACCUGUGUGAGCUCGUAUUCAGUUUUGAGCCUCUGCACUUUGGAGUCCAGUCAGGUAGCCAUGACAAAGCUUGGGCAAGUGUGUGUUUCUGCAGCACACAGGCUGGCCGUCCAGUCUCUCCCAGCCCAGCUCUGCCUCCUGGCCCUGCUGGGAGGGUCCAGGGCGCUGGGCCAUGUCCUAAUAGUGGCCAUGUGUGCACCUGACCCGGGGUUUCCAGAUUGAGCAGGUAGCAGGGCCCCAGGGGAACUGAGGGUGACACUGGUGAGGACACCUGUGUCCAGAACCAGGGGCUUCGGUCAGGACAAGGCUGGCUGGUGCAGAAUUGGUUCAAUUUUGCUUUUUCAAAAGAUCUUCCACAAGGAAAUGAAACUAGCUGAGGUUUUCCUUGUUUUAGCAAGGGAAAAUAGCACUUUUGAAGUUUAUGCCUAGGGAGGCAAUGCUGGGGUGUUUUCACUUGGGGUCCCCACCUAACUGGAUAAGGCUGAAUGCCCAGCCCUGCGCCAGGCCUGCACCCUCCCUCUGCCCGUCAGGCAGGAGGCAGCAGGACAACCUGGUCUGGAAAAGGACUGGUGGGCCCAGAGGGGAGCCCACCCUCCAUUCUACCCAGACGGCAGGAUGGCACCAGGGAUGGCGGCUGAAUGGUGGGAAGGAUGAAGCCUGGGAGCAGGCGGGAGCUGGGGCAGAAGCUUGUGGAAGCUCUGCACUCUCACAUGCUGGACCUGGGUGGCUUGGGGUUCUGCCCUCACCCCACCAGAACUGGGGGGUCUGCAGUUGUGCCCCCAGCACCCAUUGCUGCCCGCUCUUUAGGCCAAGUGUGACUGUCACUGUGCCCCUCGCUGUCACUGCCUCGUGUGAGAAAAGCGAUUAAACCUGCUUGUGCUCAGA
Odocoileus virginianus texanus is the source of this 3798-nucleotide messenger RNA. It is a transcript of the gene PYGB, whose product is annotated as glycogen phosphorylase B. Gene Ontology annotation, molecular function: glycogen phosphorylase activity; pyridoxal phosphate binding. Lineage: Eukaryota; Metazoa; Chordata; Mammalia; Artiodactyla; Cervidae. The record is from RefSeq and is a predicted model, not a curated record. Gene Ontology annotation, cellular component: cytoplasm. Gene Ontology annotation, biological process: glycogen catabolic process.